ACUAUGAACAGAGAGUCGGACACAUUUUUCGAUUUUAAUUUAUAAUAUCAUUACAAAAUUUAACAAUAUUCGGGAUUCCGAAGAUGCGAAUGCUUGUAAUGCAUUUAACUUAAGUGGUAUCGAAGAUUUGUCUUCCAAACACUGUGUUGUGAUAUCUUGUAUUUGUACCUAUUUUGCGUUGUAAGAAAGAAAGUUAAAAAAGGUCUUAAUAAUACAAUGGUGGAGGCUAGCAAAUUCGCGUUUGAAACAGCUUGUAGCAGUUGUGAAUGUCGUUCUCUUAUACAUCCGUGGACCGACACUUGCCUCGAUGGAACUCGUUCAAUGCUAUGGAGCUGUAUCAGAGGCAGUUACAAAUUUUAUGCCAUGGUUUAUGUCAUCCAAAUAUUGAUGAGAGGUAAAAAGCUGAAAAAGAAAGAUGUGAUUGAACAUCUAAAAAUGUAUAUCAAAUCAGGCAUUUUUGGAUUGACGGUUGGAAGCUCAUUUGUCACAUUAAACUGCAUAUUUAGGAAGUUGUUCUUCAGUCAAUUCAGCUACUAUACUACAGUUUUGUUGCCUUGUACCAUUAGUGGGCUAGCUGUUUACUUCGAACCUCCUUAUAGAAGAGUGUUAGUGGCCAACCUCUUUGUAAACUUGGUAUUUGAAUAUUGGCUUCGUACAUUAGAAAUGAAGGGAUGGUUGCGGCGAUCACCUGGGAAAGAGACACUCAUCUUUAUGAUGGGAAGUGCCAUCUUUUUCUAUUUACUCAGGCUUGACAGAGAAAAUGAGAAACGGACGCCACUAUUCUGGUUCUUCACCCCACCACGAGUUUCGAAAGAAGUCGGAAAGCCAAUGACUGGUAUCGAAGGAAAAAGUCCUGCCUGCCCUCACAGUGAACCUUGCAUUAAUUAUAUAUUGAAGGGGACAGCCCAACUGUUCGGCGUCGGCUGUGCGAUGACGAUAGUCCGGACCAUCCUGCCCAAAAUCCUGACUCCGACUAAAGCUUUAAAGUCCCUGAAGAUGUCUCAUUUGAAACUGGGACUCUUCUUCGGUGGAUACAUCGGUAUCUAUAGGUUAGUAGUGUGUCUGCUGUGCCGGUCGCAAGGCAGAGAUAGCGCGCUAUACGCUCUGCCCGCGGGUUUCCUCGCCGGGGCUGCCUUCAGGGCGUCUCCUUCGACAGCAAUUUCAAUAGGACCGAUUACUUCUGCAUUGCAGAUCCUCGGCUCAUGGGGCUAUCGCAACGGCACCAUCCCGGCUCACUGGCCGCUAGUCGAGCUGUUAUACUGCGUGUGCCAAGGACUGUUGUUCCACGCACGGGUCAUGCAUGAAGACGUCUGCCCUCGUUAUAUCAUCAACCUUAUCUCCACCGUCACCAGCACUAAAGCGGACCUUAUCCAGACUAAUUUCAUCGAGAAGCUGGCUAAGAAAGCCCUAUGAUACUUGUGAACAUAACUGAUGAUACGGUAGUAAGUAGGUACUUUUAUGUUCCGAUUCUGUGAUUAUUAUUUAGAUUUUAUUUGGCACGGGGACUAUAUGAGGUGGGCUUUUCUUAUGAUGUUGGUUGGCACGGGGACAAUAUGAGGUGGGGUAUUCUUAUGAUGUUGGUGGUUAUUUUUAAGUUAUAUAGAACAAUGUAAUGACCUGUGAAACUACAAUAAUCACAAUGACUGAGCAGACCCUAUGCAAGGCUAGUUUUCAAAGCAGAGUCUGGAGAAUUUGGUACUUGUGGUUAAUUUGGUACUU
Molecule: messenger RNA, 1719 nt
Organism: Ostrinia furnacalis (Asian corn borer)
Lineage: Eukaryota; Metazoa; Arthropoda; Insecta; Lepidoptera; Crambidae
Product: transmembrane protein 135
Exons: 9
Coding region: 217-1413 (398 amino acids)
Source: RefSeq, a predicted model, not a curated record